AUGAUUACAGAAUCUAAAGAUCAGACAACAUUAAAUGAACUAUGGAUUGGUUUAGUAUUAAAUUCGGUAUCUUGUAUGAUAUUGGUCAAACCAUUGGAUCACCUAAUCACCAAAAGUGAAAAUAUAUCAAUGCAGCUCCGGUCAGUCCGGCUGUUAAAACGGACACUAAGUAGCGCGAAAGCUUAUUCAAUCAUGGGUGUCCCAGCCUUUUUUAGAUGGCUUAGUAUGAAAUAUCCAUCGAUUGUUACCCAUUGUGUAGAGAAACGUGGGUCUGUUUUGGAUGAUGAUGGCAAUAGAUCACCUGUAGAUACGUCGGAGCCGAAUCCAAAUGGAGAAGAAUUCGACAAUCUAUAUUUAGAUAUGAAUGGUAUUAUCCAUCCAUGUACGCAUCCAGAAAACAAACCAGCUCCAAAAACGGAAUCGGAAAUGUUUGCAGCUAUUUUCGAAUACAUAGAUAGACUGUUUUCUAUUGUUCGCCCAAGAAGAGUACUGUAUAUGGCCAUCGAUGGAGUGGCUCCACGUGCUAAAAUGAAUCAACAACGCUCCAGACGUUUUCGAGCAGCCCAAGAGGCGAAAGAAAAACAAAUAACUAUUGAGCGUUUAAGAAAUGAACUAAUUGCUAGAGGGGCACAUCUUCCACCAUCUAAGGAAGAACAUUUUGACUCCAAUUGUAUUACACCAGGAACACCAUUUAUGUCACGUUUGGCUGUUGCUUUAAGGGGGUAUAUAUAUACUCGUUUGACGAAAGAUCCAGGAUGGAAGAAUCUAAUGGUAUUCUUGAGCGACGCAAACGUUCCUGGUGAGGGUGAACAUAAAAUCAUGGAUUUUAUCAGACGACAGAGGAAUAAUCCAACUCAUGACGCCAAUACGAAACAUUGUUUAUGUGGCGCUGACGCUGACCUUAUAAUGCUUGGAUUAGCCACACAUGAACCAUAUUUUACUAUUAUUCGUGAAGAAUUUAAACCAAAUCAACCAAAACCUUGUGAUUUGUGCGGCCAGAUGGGUCAUGAGAUGGAGGACUGCGUAGGUGCUCCAAAAGAAGAAGAUUCAAACGAAUGUCCUCCUCCACUACCAUCAGGAGAUGUGGAUUUCAUCUUUAUUCGCUUGAAUGUAUUGAGACAAUAUCUAGCAGAAGAUCUGAAGUUGGCUGGCAUUACAUUUGAAUGGGACCUCGAACGAGUCAUUGAUGAUUGGGUUUUUAUGUGCUUUUUCGUUGGAAAUGACUUCCUCCCUCAUCUUCCGAGUUUGGAAAUCCGCGAAGGAGCGAUUGAUCGUUUGAUUGAUAUUUAUAAGUCGACAGUCCAAAAAACGGGAGGGUGGUUGACUGAUAGUGGACGAGUCAAUUUAGAGCGUGUCCAACUUAUUAUGGUUGAUUUGGGAAAGAUGGAGGAUGAGAUCUUCAAAAGUCGUCGUGAAUCAGAACUACAGUUUCGCAAUAGAAAGCGUCAAAACUCAUCUGGCAAUGGUUAUAACAGAAACCAACGUGGUUUCACUCCACAACGAUUGGACCACCACCCAUCAUUUGAAGUGUCCCAAUCUGGUUUUAUGGAACCUAUUCCCCUAAAAGGACGUCAUGGAAUAGCACACCCCAAAGGUCACUAUACAAAUCAAGUUGUUUCUGCUGAUGAGUUAUUAGCUGCACGACGUUAUCAAGGUAGAUGUCAAGAAAGUGUUAAUUGGGUGGAUAGAAAUCUAAAUAACCUUGAGGCAGCAACAGCACUGAAAGCUAUGCUGAAACGCGAUAAACCUAUUGAAAACAGAACCUCGAAUGAUGUGAAUAGUUUCACUGUUCUUCCGAAAAUACCUCGGGUUACUUCUGAUAACAACACAGGUCCAAAUUGUGUUUCAUCCGGUCUUAACAACAGAUCAGGUAGUCAUCGCGACGAUGAGGAUGAGAUGAUGGAUGCUGCAGAUGAAGUACGGUUUUGGGAAGAUGGAUGGAGAUCACGAUAUUAUCAAUCUAAAUUCGGAGUUGAUCCGACAGAUGCACCUGGAUUCUGUAUCAAAGUCGGUCAAGAAUAUGCCCUUGGUUUAUGCUGGGUCUUAGCCUAUUAUUACCAAGGUUGUGCUUCAUGGGAUUGGUAUUUCCCAUAUCAUUAUGCUCCAUUCGCUAGUGACUUCUCCAAAAUCUCAGAACUCGAUGUUGACUUUUCGAAAAAAGAAACAAAACCGUUUAGACCACUGGAGCAACUUAUGAGUGUGUUCCCGGCCGACUCUCGUAGUCACGUUCCUCCAGCGUGGCAGGACUUAAUGACCGACCCCGAUUCUCCUAUAAUUGAUUUUUACCCAACAGACUUCAAAAUAGACUUGAAUGGCAAACGAUAUCUGUGGAUGGGUGUAGCUUUGUUACCAUUUGUUGACGAGGUUCGUUUGUUGAAGGCCCUGGAUGCCCGAAGAAAUCUUCUAACAAAAGAAGAAAUCGAAAGAAAUGUUCGUGGUUCAGAUCAGUUGUUUUGUAGAGCUGAUCAUCCUGCUGGUCCAUUGUUGCAUUCCCUAUACAAAGUAUCAACUGAAAAGGCGGAGAAAGAUGAUUCGGAAGAACAUAUCAUACCAUCUUGGGCGUCUGCAAUUGACCCACGUGUUACGUUUGGAAUCAGUGGUUUAAUCUGGCCUAACAAAACGGCUUACUUACCUGGGAGUCGUGUACCUAGUGCAGUCCCAGGUCAUGUUCCUGAUUUGAAGGUCUCUGAAGCUGUAUCAAUAUAUUUUUCAGAUCCCCAAUAUCCAAAGGGCUUCGUCUUUCCUUCCAAGUUACUUGAAUCCGUUAAAAUGCCCCCACCAGUUUAUCUUCAACCUCCUCAGCGUGGCAGAGGAAGAGGACGAGGAAGUUUUCGCACUGAUGAACAUCGUGGACGUUUUAAUGCCAAUGCAGCUAUGCAGUACUAUGCUCGAGACAGUUCGACAGAUAGGGAGAAUACCGGUAGAGAUGUUUAUUCAAAUUCACCGAUGAACAGAAUGGUUAUGAAUUCAUUACCGCGAUAUCAGCGCAGUCGAGGUGGCCACUCACAGUAUUCAUCUAGAUCAGAUUGUGGCAAAAUAAGUAACAUCCCUUCAAAUUGGCGACCUGGGUCUUUUAAUCGUCAUCCUCCUCAAAAUGAUGCUUAUCAUCGAGACGGACCUGCCUAUCGUCAAUCUAGUAGUCAUGCAUACGCUAAUCCGUAUUCUGUACAUCCUCCAAACUUCAGUACAGGUCUUUCCAAUUCAGUCGUUAGGAAUAACCGCCCACCGUGGUUGCUUCCAAAUGGUAGAGGUUAAUCAAAGCUUUUACUACUUUGUCUCAUGUUCAUACUACCUUCUUCCUGCAUUUUUAUCUUUUAUUAUUAUAACACAAUAGUAGUUGUAUAUGAUGUAGGAAUUAUUUUGCGCCUGAACAACAUGAAUAAUAAAUUUUUACUCCAUUCUGCGCCCCUUCUAUUUACAUCAACAUGUAUACUAGUAACAGAAAACUUUGAUAUGGCAAUUUGUAUAGUGAAUAUCACUGAUCAUUUGUCAAACUUUAUUUAACAGCUGAGUAGUGUAGUGACAUUAAAUUAUGAAAGACUAAUAUGAUCUUUCCAAAUUUCAGUUGUUAAUAUAAACAAUUGAUAUUCUGUUCCAAAGACUUUUAUUAAUUUCCUCAUUCUUAGUGAAUUUUUAAACCGUGAUUGUUACGUACUGAACAAUUGGUGCUCACAUGAGAUUCGUUUGAACUCCACUGGUCAUGGUUUCUCACCAGAAUUAUCUCUCGAAAUCAGUCACUAGUGAGCACAUGGUUUUAGUUCUAAAUGGAUCUAUGAACUUCUUGAUUAUGUUGCUCCUUCUUAAACGGAAAUCCGAGUUGUGGUUCGGAGAUAUUGUAUGUGUAUGGAAGGUUUUCUAGAAACCUUUUCUUUGGCGUAAUGAAGUGUAGUUCAUUUUUAUAUAUAUCAAUGCAGUACAUUUUGGACUAACCACACAUUAACUUGUUAAGAGGGUCAACCUUGACAAACUGGAUCCUAAGUGUAAUAAGGAGAAGGCGAAAGCACAUUGCUGGGGCAGAUUUAAUGUAAGUACAAUGGGUGGGGCUGAUUUUUCUCAUGGUUUACCUUACUCCCUGUUUCAACGUUAUAUUGGGCAAUAAAGGAAGAUGAGUGUUUGUUAUCUGCUUUUAUUAGGUCAUUGGGAUUUGUUCGCUUACGUAAACACUUUAACAUGUGUUUAGCUACUCCUUUAAGCUACCGCUGCACCUUUAAGUGUAUGCGCCCGAAAACACAAGUAUUGGGAUGUGACUCAUUUUUUCACAAUUUACUAGGGUUUUCAGUGACUUCGGUUAUUUGGUAGUAAUGACCAUAAUUAAACAGCAAGUCCUAUGGAUAGCCUGUUUAAUUGUUCUUUUACAUACAUAGCUACACGAUUCACCCAUCAAUGGCAAUAGCUGAGUCAUUGAUAUUAGAUAAAAGGAUUAUUAUAAUUGCUAUUAAAUAUGAAAAUGAUCUCGGAAACUAACUGUGGGUCAAAUGAAGAAGUUAUGGAAAUCAACAAUUAUUGGAUAAAAGUGUUUGCAUACUAAUUUUCGACUACUCAAUGUCACAAUUCUAGAACUCAUGUGGAAUCAACCUGGAACCUUCAAUUUUCAUAUGUGAACAACUUAUUCUGUGAUAUCUAAAUUUAGGGAUUGGAAUGAUGGUGAUUUAAAUAGAUAAAAAAAUAUAUCUAUGUGCUCGUUCACUUCUCUCUACCUUAAUGUUUGUCAUUAACUUGUGUAACCAUAUAAUAACUUUAAAACGGAAUGAUAUUUUCAUCCUUUCCAAGUGUAAUUGUAAAAUGAGUUAGUUUGUGUAACAUCGUCAUGUCAACACGUUGAAAAUCCAGCAACUUCUCGUAUUCAUCAAAAUAAAUAGUCAAUUAGUAAUAAAUAUACCUUUUGUUAUAUUCCAAUGAGAAAACAGGUUUAUCUCUGACGUUUCGUGACUUAAUGUAAGCGACUUCUUUAGAGUAAAUGAACCACCGAAUUAAAUUAACACAAGUUUAAAUAGUACUAUAUUCUGUACUCACCUUCUACCCAAUGCUCAAUUUACUGAAAAUAUCAAGUUCAACCUUGGCAUUGAUACCUAUAAAUAGUCAGUUAUUAGAAUAAAUAAAUAACAUCACAUGAUUACUUAGCGAUAACCAGCCUACA
Schistosoma rodhaini is the source of this 5137-nucleotide messenger RNA. The record is from the annotation of a GenBank genome assembly. NCBI's taxonomy places the organism in Eukaryota, Metazoa, Platyhelminthes, Trematoda, Strigeidida, Schistosomatidae.